Molecule: messenger RNA, 1576 nt
Organism: Ostrea edulis (European flat oyster)
Lineage: Eukaryota; Metazoa; Mollusca; Bivalvia; Ostreida; Ostreidae
Product: slit homolog 2 protein-like
Exons: 10
Coding region: 65-1129 (354 amino acids)
Cellular component (GO): plasma membrane
Molecular function (GO): protein binding
Source: RefSeq, a predicted model, not a curated record
CAUGCAGAAUUAUGUAUAACAAGACUUGAGAUAAGCUGUUCAUAAUUGAGUAUCUAUCAUUGAGAUGAAUAACGGAUGUAUUCAAACGUUAGCAAUAUGGUCAUUGUUGCUUGUGGUAAGUAGGCAAAUAUCCGGAGAAAAGAAAUGCCUGGAAGAACAACCAACCUGUGUCUGUACCUAUAACAGAGUAGACUGUAGUGACAGACAAAUAGAUGCAAUUCCUUUAUCGUUUCCCAAUACAACCAAACAAAUAUAUCUUAAUGGCAACAACAUAACCGUUGUAAAACAGGGGGCCUUCCACGGACUCGCAACCUUGACCUCUAUCAAUCUGUUCAAGAACAAAAUAUCAUACAUCGAGUCAAAUGCCUUUUAUAACCUUUCCUUCUUGGAGGACAUAGUUUUGAAAAACAACAGUUUACAAGAAAUACUUCCUAAAACAUUCCAUGCUUUAAAAACCUUAUCUGAUAUAUAUCUACAAAACAAUAAAAUUUCAGUUAUCAAUACAGAAGCAUUUGUUGCCCUACCAAAACUACGAUCAAUAUAUCUUGACGGAAACAAUAUCCAUUGUACUUGUGCUGUGGAGUGGUUUGUUCAAUACCUCACUAAAAACCCCAUGAUAUCCCAGAGGUCAACCAUAACAUGUGCUUACCCUCCGGAUUUAGCGGGAAAAGAUAUUACUCACCUAAACCGCGAAAGUCGUCAAUGUGAUUUAAAGCCCAGUACUGUUCUCCGGAAAGAGGUCGACUUUACAUUAACCCCCUCGUUUUACGUCGUUGUAGGACUAGUGUCGGGGAUAAUCAUAUCAACAGUGUCUAUCCUCCUUCUACGGAAAAGAAAAUGUCAAACUAACAACCCCAAUGAACGCCCUGCUGCAGCCGCCCGACAGAGCGUAAAUGCAUCAAAUGUAUUUGCAAUAGGUGAUCAAAUGGUUUUGACCUCCUCCGUGAGAGGACUGAUGGAAUCGUCAAUAGACAAUGUUGCAUAUCAUAGCAGUGCCUCCACAUUGUACGAACCGAUGUGGUCACCUAACGGAUACAGCAAUAUGAAUCGCAUUCUGCAGAAAUCGAACAGCAAUUAUCAAGACGUGGCAAAUACUUGUACAGAUGGCAGUAAGAAAUCAGACCAGUGACGAUUUUAUAGACGACCAACGGUUUCAUUCCAAAGAAAAUGUGGAAGAAACGAAUGCAGGCUUCUUUUUAAUUAUUAUAGGGAAUUCAUAUCACAUACAAACUUAUCAUAAAGAAAUCAUAUGACAUAAUAAAUAAGGUCCAUGAAAAAAAUAUCCAUUAGAUGUUACAGAAUAUACAUUUGCCGUAGCAAAUCAAAAUAUCAUGAUAGUGAUAUAAUAAUUAUGAUGAAGUCAAAAUAUAUGCUUUUUAUAUUGAGCGUAUUAUCUACAUGCAUACAUCUAUAUAUUGUUAAUAUUACAGAUUUUUCAUCACAUUAUCUAAUUGUAUGGUACAUGUACACAGUAAUGUUAAGACUUAUCUCUUCAUGUUUUUGAAUUAAUACAGUUGUACUGUUUCAAUGUAUUUUAUAAAAAAUAAAAAUAAUCACAUAUUCAUAUCAAGCAUAA